GCUAUCGGGAAAACCAAAGCUGAGCAUUGUGAUUCUUAUUCUCAACUGUCCGCUUCGACGACCACAACUGUGGUGCCCUCAUAGUAAUCAUGCAGUUGGUAAGUUUCACCGAGAACCAGUUAUCGGCAUUUACCUCCACAGUUAUGAAUUUUGCUAAACGGCGUUUUUUUUGCUCCCCACAGACUUGGAAAACGAUCGCACCUGUCCCAACCUCUCAGGAGUUUUUGGACAUCGUACUGUCCAGAACACAGAGGAGGCUUCCGACACAGAUUCGUGCUGGUUUCAAAAUCAGCCGUAUUAGAGGUCCGCUGUUUCGUUUGGCAUUAAUUGACCUUGUGACUGACCGGGCCCAGCCUUCUACCUGCGAAAGGUGAAAUUCACUGAGCAGACCUUCUCCGAAAAACUUGGAGCAAUCUUGGAAUCGUUCCCAAGAUUGGCCGAUAUUCAUCCAUUUCGUAUGUUCGCCCGUUCUUCCAUUCCCCUACGGCAGUUAAUUACGAGCCGACGGCUGACUUCAUGUUACAGACAGCGCUCUCAUGAAUACUUUGUAUGACGCCGACCAUUUCAGAAUCGCCCUUGGUCAGCUCUCGACUGCGAAACAUCUUAUCGAACAAAUUGCUCGCGACUAUGUUCGGUUAAUCAAAUAUGCCCAGUCUCUGUUCCAAUGCAAACAGCUCAAGCGUGCCGCGUUAGGACGUAUGGCUACCAUUACCAAGCGUUUGAAGGGUUCUCUGGAAUAUCUUGAGCAAGUUCGUCAACAUCUCGGCCGCUUACCAUCCAUUGACCCAAAUACUCGAACUCUCCUAAUUUGUGGCUACCCAAAUGUUGGGAAAUCCUCAUUUUUGAAAUCUGUCACCCGGGCGGAUGUCGAUGUUCAGCCGUAUGCCUUCACAACCAAGUCACUAUACGUUGGUCACUUCGAUUAUAAGUACUUGCGAUUUCAGGCCAUCGAUACUCCUGGCAUUCUGGAUCAUCCCCUUGAAGAAAUGAACACCAUUGAAAUGCAGUCAAUUACCGCUAUCGCGCAUUUACGCUCUGCCGUUUUAUAUUUCGUCGAUCUGAGUGAACAGUGCGGUUACACUAUUGAGGCACAAGUUCAACUUUUCCACUCUAUCAAGCCCCUCUUCGCGAACAAGACUGUUUUCCUUGUGGUCAACAAAAUUGACGCCAUGAGGCCCGAGGACCUCGAUCCCGCUAGACAGGAGCUACUAGGGACAAUAACCAGCUCUGGGGAGGUAGAAAUGUUGAAAUUGAGUUGCCAUACGGAGGAGGGUGUUAUGGAUGUUAGGAAUCAGGCCUGCGAGAGACUAUUAGCGUCGAGAGUGGAACAAAAGCUCAAAAGCGUCAUGAGCAGCGCUGCGGGGAAGGAAGCAGCGGAUAUCCUCAACAGGAUUCACGUUUCUAGACCAAUCGGGGAAGGUUUACAGCCAUUUAUUCCUGAUGCCGUCCUUAACAGGAAGAGGUACGACAAAGAAGACCCUAAGAGGCGAAAGUUGGAGAGGGAUAUUGAAGCUGAAGAGGGAGGUGCUGGUGUCUACAACGUCAAUCUUAAGAGUGAGCCAUUCCUUUUACUCGCCCUGCACGAAAGCUGUAAACUUACUAAGGGUGACAGAGAACUACUUGCUGGAAAAUCCUGAUUGGAAAAUGGACAAGAUUCCCGAGAUCUAUGAUGGCAAAAAUGUUUACGAUUUCAUCGAUCCUGAAAUCGAACAAAAGCUUGCAGACCUUGAGGCUGAGGAGGAGCAGCUCCAAGAGAGCGGAUUUUAUGAUGAGCCUGAGGAUAUUGAGGACGAAGAGGAAGCAGAGAUCCGCACCAAAGCCGACUAUAUUCGUGAGCAGCAAGCGCUUAUCCGUAAUGCCGCUCGCUCUAAAAAGAGUACCAAGAACCGUGCCGUGAUUCCCAGGAGCGCUGGUCAAGGGAGGAAACUCAGCGAGAUGGAGGCGCACCUUGACAAGCUUGGUCUAGACUCCUCUAAAAUUGCUGCGAGGGCAAGAUCGAUAUCUAGAGGGAGAGUGGCAGCACGUGCUGCGAAAGAUGGGGAUGCCAUGGACCUUGACGGGGGUUCUGGAGCGCAGAAGAUGACACCUAUCGAGCGUGCGAAGAGUCGGGCAAGGAGCAUUAACAGACGUGAAGACGGUAUCAUCGAUGAGUCUAGCAGGACCAAGGCUGAGAAGCUUGCCAAGUUGCAGCAGAGGCGGAUGAACAGGAUGGCUAGACAGGGAGAGAGUGACAGACACGUUAGCGCUAGCUUGCCUAAGCAUUUGGUAUGUAUUACAACUCUUCUUUCGCCGCAGUCUGUUCUUCACAUUUUACUAAUGGCCAAAAUAGUUCUCCGGGAAGCGUGGUAUGGGAAAGGCACAAAGACGUUAACCUUCGUUCUAUGGCGUAGCGAGGCAUUGGAAAUGGCUUGUUGGAUUGGAUUUCUCUCUUCUUUGUUUAAUAGUUUUAACAUACAGAAGUUCACGUUGUAUAAAAUAAAUUCUCGGGGUAAAACUGGCAGGGCUGAGUGACGUAGCACCGGUAUGGUAUCAUGGUAGGCGGGAGCCAACCCUUUUGUAAAACUUCCAGUCUCUGAGGCCGAAGCCUCCAAUCCCUAGCUGAGCAACUGACAGCUUGAAGUAGAAAAGAGAGUUUAGGUGGGGUAAAGAGGAGAAUUCAGUUAGGCACUUUUGCGGG
Messenger RNA from Tuber aestivum (summer truffle), 2677 nucleotides. The record is from the annotation of a GenBank genome assembly. NCBI's taxonomy places the organism in Eukaryota, Fungi, Ascomycota, Pezizomycetes, Pezizales, Tuberaceae.